AUGAUGCAGGGCCAUCGCGAGGCGCUCACCCCGGUCUUCAUGGACUUGGUCGACGACGCCAUCAUCGAGAUCGUCUUAUGGGCCCAGAUCAUCUGGUGGAAGGAUACUUUCGCCGCCCAUGCUCCUUAUUCUGGGGUCAGUCGAUACGGCGUUACCGAACCCUCCUCAGGUUCUCCCGAGCAACAAACCCGGCCGCCGCUCUGCUGCAGAGGCACGAAUUGGGAACACAUGCGGCCCGUCUGCAUCAAAGACAUAGGAAACACCCGUUAUUCUCUGCAAAGUCCGGCUCGCCGCCUGAUCCAAGUCAACAAGCGCCUGCGGACUCUGCUCUGCGCGGAUAACUCUGCGAUUUGGAAGCUGGAUAACACCCUACAUACGAAGGUCUUGAACCCCCGUGGUGGACGCGCGCCCUCGACUCAGGAGGGAGCUCAAGUCGAUCAUGGCGGCGUUGGCGUUGGCGAUGGGGCUUUACUGGCCGUGCACGUUUGCUCCUGUUUGAUCCCAGCGAUAGCUCCCUUCUUCUCCCGACUUCAAAAGGUGAAGAUUGCGCUGCCUUGGUGCGACCUCGGAUCGAAUCGCGCGAACGUUGAACAAUUCAUCACGAAAAGGCGUGGUCAGAACGGCAGCCGCCUAUUGCACGUCGAUGUCCAGAUCUACAGCGCCCAUGCUUUCCGCCACCCCUCGUGCGCGGACUGGGUGAUGAUCGCCGUCAAGAGCGAAGGCCUCGAAGUCAGCCGUUUUGCUGGUGGCCUCACCUUCUAUUAUUCCGACACGCUUGUUUCCCUCUACCUGUAUCAAAGCUACGCUCGAAAGGUCGUUUUUCGCUCAACGUUGUCCCGGGCACUGAAGGCUUGCGCGAACACCCUCAAAUACUUGACGAUUGACGCCGGCGGCGCGUCGUUCGAGUCCCUAAAACACGUUCACCUCGCGCACCUGCGGUAUCUUCGAUUGGUGGCUCCUGAAUAUGCUGGGAGUGACUUUCUGCGUUCCCUCAGCCUGCCAGAUACCUUAGAUGUGCACCUCGAACCUGUAGUGCAAUGGAGACAUUUGUUCAGAUCUGUCGACCAAGCGGAGGCUACAUUCGAAAUCCCCUUCGAAAUCGUGGAGCUUGAGGCCGAGAAAUCUGACGCUUGCGAGUUCUCGCAAUACGCCGUCGCCCUGGCCGCGCCUAGUCAGAGCCGCGCCAUCUUUCAAUCGAUGCCGUUUUCUCCUUUUCCUCCGCAAGCGACGUGGAACUCGCUGCAUGCUGCUGGGUUGGACAUCCGCUUGGAUCCCCUGAUUUCGCCAGACGAGCGGGUAGCGGGAUACUUCCCGGAAUUCGUGGGGGUCGCCUUCGCUCGCAGCGCCGAAGAGUUGCAGGCAAUCAUCAAAGAUCCUGUCGGGCGGGACUGGCAAAAUAGCGAGCCGCCCGACCACAAGUCCCAUGCGCGUAGAUCUCUCGUCGCCCGGGACGGGCAAUUUCUCGGCGAUGAGCGGGGAUUGGCUCAAAACUCUGCGUACCCCAAAGCGCUAUACGACGUUGCGCGCUAUGUGAUCCGUACGGCUCUGGCGGCAACUGAGCGCACAGCGUUCCAACUGCAAGAGCUCCACUUCGCCCCCGGCUCCUGGCUCCCCGACAGGGCGUUGGGGUAUGCGCAUAUCAUGGCGAGCUUCAAGACGUUGCGGUUGGUCAGGUUCUGGAGCCCCCCUCUAGGAGCAGAUGUUCCAUACAAGCAGAACAUGGAAGGAUGUCUGGCCGGUGAUCACCUUGCGGCCUUCGCUCUCUAUCUCAAUACUCCCCAGGAAGGCCACGAGUAUCCUUGCGCCCUGCUCGAGCGGGUGAUUGUGCCGGUGAUGAGAGGACUCGUGAGCUCUAGCUUGGGUGGCCGAGAUUGGGAGGAACUCAUCAAUUCCACUGAGCGUCUAGCUGCCGGUAUGCCGCGAGUUCGCAUCGCAUUUGUAGAGGGAGAAGCAUGUACAUAG
Peniophora sp. CBMAI 1063 is the source of this 1962-nucleotide messenger RNA. The record is from the annotation of a GenBank genome assembly. Lineage: Eukaryota; Fungi; Basidiomycota; Agaricomycetes; Russulales; Peniophoraceae.